AUGGACGGAGGAGAGAAAAAGACACCACAUCGGAAGCCAACAGCAGGACCAAGGUAUCGCCGAUUAGUCGAGAAGAAGAUAAAGAAGGCGAUAAACAGACCGACUAAACAACAGAAAAUUAACAACCCCAAAGCUUUUGUUGCUCAAACAAGUGUGGCGGCCAAGAGGCAUUACUUGUUCAGUCAGACCCGUGUCCAAGAAACCCUUCAUGUCCCAAUUAUGGACAGAACUGCAGAAAUAGCUCCACCAAUAACAAUUGUUGUGAGUGGUCCACCCAAAGUUGGGAAAACGACGCUUAUUCGCGAUUUGAUUAAAUCGUACACUGGACAAACCCUAAAAGAAGUGAAUGGCCCUAUUACAUUGAUUACAGGAAAAGGUCACCGAAUGACACUGGUGGAGUGUCCAAAUGAUAUUGAAGGGAUGCUUGACUGUGCCAAGAUAGCUGAUGUUGCUGUGAUGUUGAUUGAUGGGAGUUUUGGCUACGAGAUGCAAACAUUUGAAUUCAUCAACAUGAUGCAGGCCCAGGGUUUCCCGAAGUUGAUUGGUUGUUUGACACACAUGGAUGAAUUCAAAAAGAGUAAAGGGUUGCUCAAGAAAAAGAAACAACUCAAAAAGAGAUUCUGGAGGGAGACAUAUGGCGGUGCAAAGCUCUUCAUGAUGAGUGAGUUGUACCAUUCCCACUACCCCAACAUGGAAGUCAAAGUUAUUGCUCGUCACUUGCAGACUUUGAAGCCAAGACCAAUUGUUUGGAGAACAAACCACUCGUUCAUGGUAGCAGACAGAGUCGAGGAUCUAACUGAACCACAAGAAAUUGCAAAUGAUGCCACAACAGACAGAAAGGUUGCUUUGUAUGGCUACGUUAGAGGCACAAACAUGCGAAUUGGGUCGAAGGUAUGUGUACCUGGUUUGGGUGAUUACCGAGUCAAAGAUGUUGAGAUUCAAGUUGAUCCAUGUCCCCUUGAGAAUGAAAGUAAGAGACUUCGAACACAAGUUCAAACGGUCCAUGCGCCAAUGUCUGAUGUAGCCGGAAUGAGUUACGACAAAGAUGCUGUUUAUGUCACACUUCCAAGUAAGUCUGACCCCACAAGAGAUGGCGAGAAUGAAGUUCAAGGUCUUAUUGGGUCUGUUGCUGGGAUUACAUCACAGUUGAACCAAGACAUCAACAUAGUUCAAGGCCGUGAGAGGAAGGCUGUUGUAUUUUCCGAUGAUGAAGAUGGCUCUGAUGACAAAGAUGACGACAAAGAAGAUGAAAUGAGUGAAGAAGCAUUAACCAAACCCCUCUCGUUGAAAAAUCUGAAACCUGAAGAGAAAGAAAGUGCUGCGUUUGCCGAAGAAGGCCUUGAUGCUGAAGAGAAUAAAAAGGCAUGGGGGAUGUUACGUUUGAAGAAGCGAAGAGACUUGAUGAAAGAGAUUUAUGAUACUACAGUAAAGAUGGAAGAAGACAGUGACGACGAUGAUGAUCUGAUGAAGCCUGUUGGGACCAAAGUGAACACCGAUUUAGAUCUUGACGACACAAGCAAAGCAUUUUGGGACGAUGCAGUAUUGGACAAAAUCCUGUCUGAAGGGAAGACUGACUACUUUGCAAAGUAUUUCAUUGCAAAGAGUGUUCGUGUGAUAGACGAUAUGGUGGUUGAUAUGAAUGGCGCACCAGCCGAGUCCAAAGACGUCAAAAUGGAAGAAGAAGACGAAGAUGACGACGGCCAGGUCGAAGUGGAAGCAGACAGCGACGAUGAAGAUUUGGACAAUGCAAUUGAAGUCAAAAAUGGAGAAGUCCAAUUGAAAGAGAUGAAGAAAAUGGGGAAGAAAAAAUUAAAAGAGGGUAUGAACAAUGACGAGAAGACUAAAGAUCAACUCAAGAAGGAAGCAAGGGACAAUAUUGAUGCGGUCGAAGAAGAACUUGGAGAGUACAAAAACCCGUUCUAUGACCGCGAAGACACGUUUUACAAGAAGGUUCAAAAGGAGAUGCGUGCUCAAAACCAAGCCAACCACGAAGCAUUCAAUGAACUUGAUCCCGAGUUGAAAACUCAAGUCGAAGGUGCAAUUUCAGGCUCAUACAUCAAAAUGACUAUUGAAGAUGUUCCCGCUUCUUUUAUUCAGAAGUUCAACCCGAAGAAGAUCAUUAUUGUUGGUGGGGUCUUGAAGUCUGAAGAACAACUGACAGUGAUGCAAGCACAGGUAGUCAAACAUCGAUGGUUCCCAAAAUUGGUGAAAACACGAAACCCUAUUGUUAUUAGUGUGGGGUGGAGAAGAUAUCAAACAGUCGCGACAUUUUCUUCAGAGGAUUUGAAUGGAAAACAGCGAAUGUUAAAGUACACGCCAAAGGGAGUAUUCUGCUUGAUGACGUUCUAUGGCCCAGCAUGCCCAAAUAACUCGGGUCUUAUUGCCUUUGAGACUGGCGACGCGUCUCCAUAUUUCCGCCCUUGUUUGACUGGGAACAUCUCCAAUGUCGACAAAGCUUGUGAGAUCUCAAAGAAGCUGAAGUUGGUUGGAAAGCCCGAGAAAAUACUCCAGAACACGGCAUUCAUUAGAGGAAUGUUCAACACAAAGGUUGAAGUUUCCAAGUUCAUUGGAGCGAAGAUUCAAACGGUGAGUGGGAUCCGUGGGCAGAUCAAAAAAGCUUGUUCGAAACCACAAGGGACAUUUAGAGCCACAUUCGAAGCAAAAUUGGCGAAGAAUGAUAUCGUCUUCUUGAAGGGGUGGAUUCCAGUCAAGAUCAACAAAUUUUACAACCCAAUGACGGACUUGACAGGCGAUGAUUGGGAAAGAAUGCGACUUGUCAGAGAACUCCGACAAGAUAUGAACAUUGGAGUGCCCACAACAAAAAGGAGUUCCAAGUAUAACGAAGUGACCAAACCACGAGAAGUCGAAAACCAUUUGCAAAAAGUCGAGAGACUCAAAAGAGAAGAGAAGAUGUUAGUUAAGGAAGCUGGUGAUACGCUUUUAGUCCAUCCAAAGACAAUCUCAAGCUUGUCGUUUGCACAACAACUCCAAAUCAUGGAGAGUGGAAAGGUCGACUUAGUUCCCAUCGAGUCCGUCAAAACAAAUAUGACCAUUUUCACAAAGAAACAAGCCCCACCAAGAGAGAAAAAGGACACAAUCAAGGGACAGCUGUGA
This is a messenger RNA of Entamoeba invadens IP1, 3114 nucleotides long. RefSeq names its product ribosome biogenesis protein BMS1, putative. The transcript has a single exon. Bases 1 to 3114 code for a protein of 1037 amino acids. Gene Ontology annotation, cellular component: 90S preribosome; nucleus. The record is from RefSeq and is a predicted model, not a curated record. Gene Ontology annotation, molecular function: GTPase activity; GTP binding; U3 snoRNA binding. Gene Ontology annotation, biological process: endonucleolytic cleavage of tricistronic rRNA transcript (SSU-rRNA, 5.8S rRNA, LSU-rRNA); ribosome biogenesis; maturation of SSU-rRNA from tricistronic rRNA transcript (SSU-rRNA, 5.8S rRNA, LSU-rRNA). Lineage: Eukaryota; Evosea; Mastigamoebida; Endamoebidae.